GCUUUACGUGCUGAGAUAACAUGGAAAGAUUUUUUACAACAUCUCUCUCCACUCUGCCGCAAAUAAAGUUCGAGGAUAUUAAUCGAAUUGUUGCAGAAAACUCUUCAACCACGGGGUCGAGACUGAAGAAGGGUUAUAAAUUCUUUGUUGAAGAAUUUAUUCAUGGAUAUCAGGAUGUUUUUGGAGUCUCAUGGAGAGCCUAGUGUCACUGCUUAUGCAUGUAGUUGUGCAGCUGGCAAAGGGUUAUGUAACCAUCUAACAGCUCUGUUGUAUCAAACAGCCCACUAUGUGCAGCUUCAUCUAAAAUCUGUCCCACCAACAGUGGCUUGCACAAGUGAACAACAGAGAUGGCAUCGUCCAAGGACACAGGGUGUCAGUCCAGAGGCAGUGAGUCAACUUAUAGUUCAGAAACCAUGUUCUCUGGGGAAGACAGGAGUAAAGUCUACGCUGUACAGGGCUCACACAGGUCCACUUCCAGAUACACACGUCUUGGCUUCUGGAGCAAAACUGAACCAGAUGGACCCAAAACCUUUGCUGGCUCAUAUACUUGAAGGCAUGUCAGAAAUGGAGCUGGUCAACUCGCAGUUUGGUCCUUUACCUCGGGGCAGUCCUCUUUCCUACCACUAUCCACUCACAGCUGCUGAUCAACCUACAGUUGAUUUCCCCAACCUGCCCAUGUGUGGCAGUCAGUUUUGUACAAACUUAAAUUUUGUUCCCACUCACCACCAAUCCUUUCAUUUGCAGUCUAUACAAGUAUCACACAUCUUAUCCGGUCAGAUUGAGCACAAUACAAGACUACAGUCAAAUUGUGCUGCCUGGGCACAUGCGCGUCAACCAAGAGUCACAGCAAGCAGGUUUAGGGAAGUCUGCCAUGUGGUUGGGGAAUCUGCUAGCCAGUCAUUGGCAGCACGUAUAUUAAAAGGCACAAAGCAGACAACUGCUAUGAAACGUGGACUUGAGCUUGAACCAGAAAUUUUGAAACAAUAUUCUGAAACAAAGAGGGUUACCGUUUUACCUUGUGGCUUUGUUGUUCACCCAGACGCACCACAUCUGGGAGCCAGUCCAGAUGGGAGAGUAUAUGACCCAUCUGAAAUCUUCCCAUUUGGUCUAGUGGAAGUGAAAGCUACAUCUGCUGAAAGUAUAGGCCAGGCUUCAUUCAUUAAAAUGCAAAAGGGCCAAGCCAAACUCAAAGAAACACACAAAUACUAUUGGCAGGUUCAAGGCCAGCUUGCUGUAACUGGUCUGCAGUGGUGUGACUUCGUGACUGACACACAGUCAGACAUAACCAUCCAGAGGAUCUGGCGAGAUGAUGUCUUUAUAUCAUCAAUGAAGGAGAAGUUGGACAUUUAUUAUUAUUAUGUAUAUAUGGACAAAUAUCUAUCUAUGGUUUAAACAUUGCUAAUUAAUUACUCACCUUGAUACUUGCGCUUGUGAGCUAACCCUUUAA
This is a messenger RNA of Danio aesculapii, 1447 nucleotides long. RefSeq lists its product as uncharacterized. Gene Ontology annotation, molecular function: zinc ion binding. The coding region runs from base 163 to 1392 and encodes 409 amino acids. The record is from RefSeq and is a predicted model, not a curated record. The transcript is spliced from 4 exons. NCBI's taxonomy places the organism in Eukaryota, Metazoa, Chordata, Actinopteri, Cypriniformes, Danionidae.